AGAAUAACUGCAACGCCAUGCAUUGUAUGACAGUCGUUAGCUUACUGAUGUGUGGACUUCUAGCAGAACUGCAACGCCAUGCAUUGUGUGAUAAUCGUUAGCUUGCUGCUGUGCGGACUUAUAGCAGGUGCUUAUGGCUGUGAUGUCCAGGCAACCAUUGAUUGCUCCAGCAACAGCUUCCGAUACGCCACUUGUGCCGUGCCCGGGGGACUUGCUGUUGGCAUUGUCACGGUGAUCCAAAAACACUCGCGAUCUGCAUGCACGCUGGGCAUUAGCUUCGGCUACAGCGCUGGCUCGGUAUGGGUGAACCAAGGCUGCCGCGCCACGUUCAACGUCUGCUCGUGCCGGAACUACCAGUCAAUAGACUGCGACAGCUGGGACUUUGCUCACCAGGUCUGUGGCGUUCCCGGAGCCGCGGCAGUCACGUACGUCCGGCUCGCCCAACAGCGCUCAAAUUCCGCGUGUAUCCUGAACUCAAGCUAUGGUAUCGACGGCGCCAACAUCUAUGCCAAGAGCGGCUGCAGGGGGCGAUUCGACGUCUGCUACAAUUAGUAAUGUUGCCUCUGUGCGAAUAUUACAUAACAACUAUAAAUUAUUGCGUGUUUAAUAUGCUAAAAUAAACAAAUUUAAUCGUGCAA
Molecule: messenger RNA, 638 nt
Organism: Dreissena polymorpha
Lineage: Eukaryota; Metazoa; Mollusca; Bivalvia; Myida; Dreissenidae
Product: lectin ADEL-like
Exons: 4
Coding region: 79-552 (157 amino acids)
Source: RefSeq, a predicted model, not a curated record